AGGGGCGGAGGGGCGGGCCCGGGAGGCGGUGGAGCGCGCUGGUGCUGAUGCAGGAUGGCCGAGCGCGCAGGAGCCCGGGAGGUCUGAGCCGGGCGAGGCUCGCUCCGCGCGCAUCGCCUCGUCCGCCGGCCGCGUGGUCGCAGGCAGGUGGGCUCGGGGCGCAGCGCAGGGCCGGGGCAGGACCAGGGAAGGUAGGUCUGCAGCUCGCGGGGCCGAAUGCUGAUAGACUGCCCACCUACCCAGUCUCGCAGCGGCCAGAGCUGCCCAUCCGCAGAGUUCGCCAUGACCUGCUGAGAAGCUUCGUCGGAGGCUGCAGGAGGCGGCCUCGCUGCGGGCGGUGCUGUUCGCGGCCUCCUCCCUGGUCUUGCUGACUCCCGGCCCCCCAACCCCUCCCCGCACCCCCUCCUUGCGGCCGGCGGAGAUGGCGGAUCCAGCUGAAUGCAGCAUCAAGGUGAUGUGCCGGUUCCGGCCCCUCAACGAAGCGGAGAUCCUCCGCGGGGACAAAUUCAUCCCUAAAUUUAAAGGCGACGAGACCGUGGUAAUCGGGCAAGGGAAGCCAUAUGUCUUCGACAGAGUGCUGCCUCCCAGCACGACCCAGGAGCAGGUUUACAAUGCGUGUGCAAAGCAAAUUGUCAAAGAUGUCCUUGAAGGUUACAAUGGGACGAUUUUUGCAUAUGGACAGACUUCAUCAGGAAAAACACACACCAUGGAGGGGAAGCUGCAUGACCCUCAACUCAUGGGGAUCAUCCCAAGGAUUGCACAUGACAUCUUUGACCAUAUCUAUUCCAUGGAUGAAAACCUGGAGUUUCACAUCAAGGUUUCCUAUUUUGAGAUCUACUUGGACAAAAUCAGGGACUUACUCGAUGUAUCCAAGACAAAUUUGGCCGUUCAUGAAGAUAAAAACAGAGUUCCGUAUGUAAAGGGGUGCACCGAGCGGUUUGUGUCCAGCCCCGAGGAAGUCAUGGAUGUGAUUGAUGAAGGCAAGGCAAACCGACACGUGGCUGUAACAAACAUGAAUGAGCACAGCUCUAGGAGUCACAGUAUCUUCCUGAUUAAUAUUAAACAAGAGAAUGUAGAGACGGAAAAAAAACUCAGUGGGAAGCUUUAUCUAGUUGAUUUGGCUGGGAGCGAAAAGGUCAGCAAAACUGGUGCCGAGGGAGCUGUUCUCGACGAAGCUAAAAAUAUCAAUAAGUCUUUGUCUGCUCUUGGAAACGUGAUCUCUGCCUUGGCAGAAGGGACAAAAACACACGUGCCAUACCGGGACAGCAAGAUGACCCGGAUCCUUCAGGACUCCCUGGGUGGGAACUGUAGAACUACCAUCGUCAUUUGCUGUUCUCCCUCUGUCUUCAAUGAAGCCGAGACUAAGUCAACGCUGAUGUUUGGACAGAGGGCUAAGACCAUCAAAAAUACAGUCUCUGUGAACCUGGAACUGACAGCAGAAGAAUGGAAGAAGAAAUACGAAAAAGAGAAGGAGAAAAACAAGACUUUGAAGAAUGUUAUCCAGCAUCUGGAGAUGGAGCUGAACAGAUGGAGAAAUGGAGAAGCCGUGCCUGAGGAUGAACAGAUCAGCGCGAAGGACCAGAAGACACUGGAGCCCUGUGAUAACACCCCCAUCAUCGACAACAUUGUUCCUGCCGUCUCCGGCAUCUCUGUCGAAGAGAAAGAGAAGUACGAGGAGGACAUCUCCAGCCUCUACAGACAGCUGGAUGACAAGGAUGAUGAAAUUAACCAGCAGAGCCAGCUGGCUGAAAAGCUGAAACAACAGAUGUUGGAUCAGGAUGAGCUUUUAGCAUCCACAAGAAGAGACUAUGAGAAGAUCCAAGAGGAGCUGACACGUCUCCAGAUUGAAAACGAGGCAGCCAAAGAUGAAGUGAAAGAAGUUCUCCAGGCCCUGGAGGAGCUGGCUGUCAAUUAUGACCAGAAGUCACAGGAAGUAGAGGAUAAAACCAGGGCCAAUGAGCAGCUGACAGAUGAGCUGGCCCAGAAAACGUUGGCAGACGUGAAUGGAGUCAUCGAAGAGGAGUUCACCAUGGCCCGUCUGUACAUCAGCAAGAUGAAGUCAGAGGUCAAGUCCCUUGUGAACCGCAGCAAGCAGCUUGAGAACGCCCAGAUGGAUUCCAACAGGAAGAUGAAUGCCAGUGAGCGGGAGCUGGCAGCAUGCCAGCUGCUCAUAUCCCAGCAUGAAGCCAAGAUCAAGUCCCUGACAGACUACAUGCAGAACAUGGAACAGAAGAGGAGGCAGUUGGAAGAGUCCCAAGACUCGCUCAGUGAAGAGCUGGCCAAGCUCCGAGCCCAAGAAAAAAUGCACGAAGUCAGCUUCCAGGAUAAGGAAAAGGAACAUCUCACGCGGCUGCAGGAUGCUGAGGAAAUGAAGAAGGCGCUGGAGCAGCAGAUGGAGAGCCACCGGGAGGCUCACCAGAAGCAGCUGUCCAGACUUCGAGAUGAAAUUGAGGAGAAGCAGAAAAUCAUUGAUGAAAUUCGGGAUUUGAAUCAGAAACUGCAGCUGGAACAAGAGAAGCUCAGCUCUGAUUAUAACAAGCUGAAAAUCGAGGACCAAGAGAGAGAAAUGAAACUGGAAAAGCUCCUAUUGCUCAAUGACAAACGGGAACAAGCCAGGGAGGACCUCAAAGGGCUGGAAGAGACAGUGUCUCGAGAACUGCAGACCCUGCAUAACCUCCGUAAACUCUUCGUCCAGGAUCUGACCGCCCGGGUUAAAAAAAGCGUAGAGCUGGACAGCGAUGACGGAGGGGGCAGUGCUGCCCAGAAGCAGAAAAUUUCCUUCCUGGAGAAUAACUUGGAGCAGCUCACUAAGGUUCACAAACAGCUGGUCCGGGACAACGCAGACCUGCGCUGUGAGCUGCCCAAGCUGGAGAAGCGGCUGCGUGCCACGGCGGAGCGCGUCAAGGCCCUGGAGAGCGCGCUGAAGGAGGCCAAGGAGAACGCCAUGCGGGACCGCAAGCGCUACCAGCAGGAGGUGGAUCGCAUCAAGGAGGCCGUGCGGGCCAAGAACAUGGCCAGGAGGGCCCACUCGGCCCAGAUUGCCAAGCCCAUCCGCCCUGGACACUACCCAGCAUCAUCUCCAACGGCCGUACACGCCAUUCGAGGGGGAGGAGGCGGCUCCUCAAACUCCACUCACUCCCAGAAAUAAAUAUGAAACCUGACUCUCCAUGUAGCAUGUCAAGGAAGACAUUAAUCACCAAUUCCUUUAUUUUCCCCCCCCUCCUACACAACUCCCAUUUUCUUUUACACUUGCUUACCCCAGCCAUCUGCAGUAUACCAGUUUCAGGUAUUCGAGCUGUGUAGAAUUUCUGUGUACAGAUGUUGUGCUUGGACUUUUCUCUUCCUGAGAAAUCUGAAGCGGAUGAUUACAGAGGCUCCACUUACUCCUGGAAACCAUUGCUGCGGCCUCGGCCUCGGGGCCUUUGAUGGUCUCUAGGAGCCUCCUUUCUCGGCAUUGUCCCAGCAAACACCCUCAUGUGCCAUGGUCACGACGCUCUGCUGCAACUGUCUGGUUUCCUGUAAAAUAAACACAUUACUUUAUAUUUUUAGGGAACAAAAAAAAGUGCUGCUUAUCGGGUUCAAAAUUUUCAUUCUGAACACUUUUCCGAAACAAAUUACUCCAAGGAAGCAUUUUGAAUACCCUGGUCACAUCUUUGGAUCUGUAAAAUACACCUUUUAGUAUGGCACCCGUUAAAAUGCAAAGCAAAUUUCUUCAAGGCAGAAAAACAAUCUUGACAGCAGCAGUGUAGAAUUUGUUCAUUCAAAUACAUCUGUGUAAAUGCGAAAAGUCAUAAAAUUCACCUUUGGGCUGCUUGCUAUUGAACCUGCAGCAACUCGUCUCAGCCAGCCCAUCAUUCCUUCAGAAGUGUUGAAAAUGCUACACAGUUGGGUGAGUGGAAAUGGGCCUGCCCCCCUCCUCCCUGAUCCUAUUGGAGCUGAAAUUGGGAUGGCCUCUUUCACUAGGGAACCAACCAUCUUAAGCCUUGAGGGGGUAUUGCUGCCAAAAUCCAGGAUCAUUCCAGUGGUUGAAAGAGGAAGAAGCCCUGGGAAGAAAAUAAUUGAGAAAUUUUUUGUGCUUAUGAAUAAGUUGUUAUUUUAACCCAUCAUUGCUGAGUUCUCUCUGGCAUCAAAUAGAUAGGUUUCAUCUUCUUAGAAUUAGAAGAAAUCAGAAUGGAUGGAUUUUUUUUUUAAAUAUUCAGCUCUAUGGUAUUCAAAUACAUGAAUCUAAAGCUGAAUCAACUCUUACUUCCAGUUGUGAAUAUUAAAAUGACGGAUUUCCAAGUAGUCAAGUUUUCAGGGAAACUGACAAGGAUUCAAUUAAAUUGGUCUUCUGUGCUGCUACUGUUGUGACAAAUUUGAGGGUAAGUCAAUGACAACCAAACCAAUCUCGGUGAAAAGCACCCAUCCUGUCGUGCUUGCCCAAGAUGAGUGAGCCGGCACUGUCCCUGCUGCUGUCACCACUAGAAUGAAAUGUAUGCCAGAGGAGAUAGUGGGCUUUCUGGUGGCUGUGUGGGUGGAAGAUAGUUCUGUGUGUGUGUGUACAUGUGUGUGUGUGUAUAAGAGAGAAAGAGAUGAUAAAUCACUAAGGACUGUGAAUUGACUUCCAAACUCUUGUAUAAAAUUCCCUAACAAAGCAAAGCUGCUUUGACUUAAUUUAUUUAUUAAAUGUUGCACUUUUUUUAUGUGUGUUUUUUUGGGGGUGGAGUAAGAGAGAAGAGGAUGAAUUCCACUGAUGAAUUAUUUAUUUGCUAAAGAUGACAAUUUUGCAUUCAUUUGCAUUUUAAAAAAUCUUCUGUUUGAUUUUAUGUUGUUGCCAGUAAAAUAUAAUAGCUCGAUCGCUAUUUGCAGUCUGAUAGAAGGGUGCUUGUAGGGCAGGUUUUGCAAACCAUUAGGUGAUAACAUGCCAUAGAUUAUAACCUUAUAUCAUAUUUUCAAAGCUAAAACAUUGGUCUUUGAGAGGAUUGCCAAUUAAUAAUUGUUAUGCCACUACUGUCUUAGCAACUGUAUUACUUUGUGUUUGGUAAUUGAACAAAGGUCAGUAAUUUCUUUUUGGUUCUCUUGUUAAUAGAUUAUUUUAGAUUUUUUUCCAAAGAAAUUUUUCCCUGGGUACCCCUUUUCUACUUCUAAAGAAUUGCUUGGUCCUUUCAUGUUUCAAAAAGAAACAUUUACUUGUAGUUCUUUCCAUAUUUCUUGAUCUCUACAAGGGACUCACAAAAUUCACUUUACUUUUAUUCACAGAGAAAGUUGGCUUUGAUGUCGCUUAAAGAUAAUUCUGCUAGUUGCUGAUCAGCCAGUCAGUUCACCUAGCUUUGAUCUUUAUAGGACCUCUAAACUAAUUUUCCUACGCUGUGAUUAAUACUUAGGUAGAUUAUUGGAAUGGAUUUUAUAGUAUAUUCAAACGGAUCCCUAAAUAUUACUUUGUAUAAUAAGCUGAUAUCAGGACCAUAUACUCUAUAGGCCACUUACUUUAAAAAGCCACAUUUAUGUAAUUUUUAUGUUUUUAGACUAUUGCUCCUUUACAUUUGGACUCUAAACAUAAAAACCACACUUCUGAAUGGCCGAGCCUAUGGAUAUAUUUUUGAUUGUAUGCUGCUUUUUGCUUGUGUGUGUGUGUGUGUGUGUGUGUGUGUGUGUGUGUGUGCAUUUCUCUAUGAAUAAUUUUAUAUGUCAUGCUACUUUUUGAAAGUUUACUCUUUGAUUUUAUAAGGGAACACCAGAUAGUUUAUACAGAUAAUCUACCUGCAGGAGAAUGGAUUGUUAAUUAGAGGAAUGCUGUUUGGGAUAUCAAGAUUUAUGGUUGGAGACUGAAAUAAUAUAUAUGUUUAGGCCUGUUACUAGAAACUUCUGUACAAAUGCAUCAUCUCUAAAAAACAAAAAACAAAAAACAUUUUGUUGAAUGGCAGGUAGUAGGGAGAACAAUAAGCGAGGAUUAAGACUUGAAAGAGUAUCAUAUGAUUAAGAAAAUUAGAAUUUAUAGAUGUAUUGGGAUAAAUGAAGAAAUAAAAGUGUCUGUCUAGAAUGUAGCAUCUAGUGUAUUUUGAAGCCCUAAAUGCACAUAAGGAUGUGAUAUGCCUGUCCAAAGCCAGACAAGCCAUCACCAGGACUCACGGAGGACUUGUCAGGUCUUCUUUCCUUCAGGAACAAUGGAAAGCAAAUAAAAGCUCUUCGCAGUCCCCUCUUUGAAGUGCAUUUUUUUAGCAGGGCAGAAGACAUUUGGACUCUGGCUGAAGGAUAUAUUGGGGAAGGUUUUUACUGGCAGGGGUCAGGGGAAGGAUUUUACUUCACUGCAUUGUCUCACCUUUGAGCAAGUUGAAGGAACCAUCAUAGUCUACAGUGGCUUCAUUUAACACUACAAUUUAGACUUUUAAAAAUAUGGAACAAGGGCCUGGUCAUUGCCGAAGGAAGCACCGCUCCACGAAGCCUGCUUACACAUUCACAAAUUGUGUAUCAGUUUUAAAUACUUUUCAUUGUGUGCAGCUGUAAGGGGAAUAGGGCACUCUGUAGAAUUAUUCAUGUCUAGUUUGUAAAGUAUGUAGUGUGUACUGCAGAUGUGUAUUCUCUGGGCUUUAUGUAUCUGUACAGUAGCUUUCAUUAAAAAAUUGUGGACACUUGUUUUGGUGGUUUGAAGGGGAGAAUGGCAGUUUAUAUCAAGUAAUGAUGCUGUAAUAUAGUACAUACAAUAAAAUAUCUGAAAGUAACCCUCCUUGGCCCAUGGGAAAUUUGGUUAUCUUCUAGGUUCUAAAACGAAGACGUAUGGAUACUCUGGCAGACUGCAUGUUGUAUAAUUCGAAAAAUACUAAAAGUGGAAAAUAAAAUUGAACUAAACUUUG
Messenger RNA from Hipposideros armiger (great roundleaf bat), 6830 nucleotides. RefSeq names its product kinesin family member 5C (gene KIF5C). The record is from RefSeq and is a predicted model, not a curated record. Gene Ontology annotation, biological process: microtubule-based movement. The coding region runs from base 422 to 3148 and encodes 908 amino acids. Lineage: Eukaryota; Metazoa; Chordata; Mammalia; Chiroptera; Hipposideridae. The transcript is spliced from 25 exons. Gene Ontology annotation, molecular function: microtubule motor activity; microtubule binding; ATP binding.